UUCCUUUCUGCUUAAAAAAUCACCCUCUGAAAUGUUCCCUCAUACGUCCCGUCUCUUUAUCUCUCUUUCAGUUGAAUCACUUACUCGCCGAUGAUUUCAGAAAUGCUACUCCACCACCAAGCUUAGACCUCUGUCACUCUCCCUCAGAAACGCCGUCGUUUUCUUUUCCAAAGCUGACUCAAUAAGAUUCUUCUUCUUCUCCGGCUACCGGAAAUUUUCUCCGGGGGUUCCAUAGAGAGAAUUAGCUCCUCUUUCUCUCUCGCUCUUGCUGUUGCUCUCCGCUUUUCUUUAUAUAUAAACACACAGAUUUCUGCUCUUUGUUGUUUUUUUUUUUUCUGAGCUCGUUUUAUAUUCGUUUACCUUCAAUGAUUUGAACUUUUGUUUUGUUUGAAAUUUCGUUCCGAUCGAUCUCAGGCUUUGGAUUGUUCUUCUUUUGCAAGAAAAAAUACGUUCAUCGAAGCUGAAUUAUUUUUUUUUUGUAGCUAUUUCAGCUAAAUUAGCUUUAAAAAAUUUAAGCUGAAUUUGGUUGAGGUGAGAAAAGAUAAAGAGUAGCGUGUAUCUUUUGUUAAGUGCUACCAUGUUGGAUCUUAAUCUGAAUGCAGAAUCGUUCGAGUCGAUUCAGAACUCGGACUCUGUGGCUUUGAUGGAAAAGUAUCAGUACCAGUACCCGGAAGGAUCGGGGACGUCUAAUUCAUCAAUCGUCAAUGCGGACGUCUCCAGCAACGAGGACUCGUGCUCUACACGCGCUUGCACUUGUGAUGCUAGUAAUAGCAGUAAUAACAAUACUAGUAGUAUGUUCGUCUUUAACUUCGAUAUGUUGAAAGUGGGUGGUGGUGGUGGUGGAAAUGAGAAUGAAAACGUCGCCGUUGUGACCAAGGAGUUUUUCCCGGUGAGUAAUGGGAAGGGAGUGGGCGGGGGUUACGGAAAUUCUUUUGGGCAAGGCUCCUCUAGUAAUUGGAUCGAUCUCUCGUUUCAAAGGCAGCAAGAUAUUGGUGAUGGAGAGGUGCGGGUGGUGCAGCCACCGUCGCAGCAGGUAAAGAAGAGCAGGAGGGGACCCAGGUCCAGGAGCUCGCAAUACAGAGGAGUCACCUUCUAUAGGAGGACUGGACGAUGGGAAUCUCAUAUCUGGGAUUGCGGGAAACAGGUCUAUUUGGGUGGAUUUGACACUGCUCAUGCUGCGGCAAGAGCCUAUGAUCGGGCUGCUAUCAAAUUUAGGGGUGUUGAUGCUGACAUCAAUUUCAAUCUCGGUGACUAUGAGGAUGAUCUGAAACAGAUGAAGAACUUGACCAAAGAAGAAUUUGUACACAUACUUCGUCGCCAAAGCACUGGUUUCUCAAGAGGGAGUUCAAAAUAUCGAGGGGUGACACUGCAUAAGUGUGGCCGAUGGGAAGCAAGAAUGGGGCAAUUCCUUGGCAAAAAGUAUAUUUAUCUUGGGCUGUUCGACAGUGAAGUAGAAGCUGCAAGGGCUUAUGACAAGGCAGCUAUAAAAUGUAAUGGGAGGGAGGCAGUGACCAACUUUGAGCCAAGUACAUAUAAAGGGGAAAUGAUCUCUGAGGCUACUAAUGAAGGUACUGAUCACAAUCUUGAUUUGAACUUGGGGAUAUCCCCUUCUUUGGGCGAUGGUCCCAGGGAAAAUGAGGGGCGUCUACAGUUCCACUUGGGCCCUUAUGACAUGGACAGCAAGAGUUCAGGGGAGAACUCGUCAGCUCUAAUGGUGGGUGAUCUGCCUUUCAAAGGGCCAGUAGCGUCAGAUCAUCCAAUGUUCUGGAACAGUGGCUAUCCUAGUUUCUUUCCUAAUGAGCAGGAAAGAGCUCCAGAUAAGAGAAUUGCAUUAGGUUCUUCACAGGGACUCCCCAACUGGGUGUGGCAAAUGCACGGUCAGGUCACUGCUAACCCAAUGACAAUGUUCUCUACUGCAGCAUCAUCAGGAUUCUCAUUUUCGGCUACACCUCCCUCUGCUGCCAUUCUUCCAUCGAAACCUCUCAACCAAUCAGCUCAAAAUUUAUGUUUUUCUCCACCUGCUACCAUGACAACCAGUACCUCUCACUUCUAUUAUCCUGUGAAGCCACCACAGGCUCCACCAUAAUAAUUCCCUCUGCACUGGAUUGAGGUAGAAAAAAAUAACAAUGGUAUUCAAAUUCAAAAUCAUAAUCAAUUGAAAAUAUUGAAUUGAUACAAGUGCAUUUGCUCUUUGAUAAAUCAUUCCUCCGUUAAAUAUGUGAAAAAUACUUGUCCCACUUGCAAGUGCUUAUCAAGCAUUUAACAUUCUUCUAAUGUGAUUUUGAUCCUGAAGGAGGAACUUUGACUUUAGCAGUUCCUCGUCUAUGUUUGAACACUUUUUCCCUGUACUUUUCUGAUGUGUGAUAUUUUGCAGUUUGGUUCAAUCUUUGUAGGGUCCCAGACCUUUAUAUUAUGGUUGUACUAUACCUCGUAACACUAGCAAAAAUAUGCUCCACUAACUACAGGCAAUAAAAAGGUGUGAAGUUUGUAGAA
Messenger RNA from Hevea brasiliensis (rubber tree), 2493 nucleotides. Its product is annotated as ethylene-responsive transcription factor RAP2-7. The transcript is spliced from 10 exons. Gene Ontology annotation, biological process: regulation of DNA-templated transcription. Bases 578 to 2086 code for a protein of 502 amino acids. Gene Ontology annotation, molecular function: DNA binding; DNA-binding transcription factor activity. The record is from RefSeq and is a predicted model, not a curated record. Lineage: Eukaryota; Viridiplantae; Streptophyta; Magnoliopsida; Malpighiales; Euphorbiaceae.